GCUCGGCGCAUCACGCGCGCGGCCUGCGUCUUCUUCCCGCCCUACACAUACUUGGCCGCAUCUUCUUCCACCUGCGCAUAAACCCGCGGCCCUUGGGCGUCACGUGCCUGCGCGUGGUCCACCUCCAUCACGCUUCUGCUUACAGCUAGCACCCGAGCACGGCUGUUCCAGCUCGGCCUCUCGACCACUCCCGGUUUCCGAGCACGCCAUGGACGACAUUCUAAACGAGCAGUUUGGGCGGGUGGAAAAGGCGCUCACGACGCUGGUCGACUCGAUUGCCGCCUACAACCCAGCUACCCAAGCUGCAAUCGACCUUGUCGCGGCCGACGACCAACUGAGCGAGGGACUCGACCAGCUGGCCAAACACCAGGCAAACCAUGCUCGCAUCCAGACCCUGCGUGCCGAAGCAGACGCCCUAGAAGAGCAGCUCAAGACUUCGGUCAAGAAGCUUGCAGAGCUCCGUCGCGAACUGUUUGCGACACCCGCGACGACGUUUCCACACGACUCGCGCGCCGUGCCCUUUGACGAGCUCCUUCAAUAUGCGACCAACAUCUCGAGAUACACCGUCCCCCCAACAUAUCGCGAGCGCGUCCCUACGACGGAAAAAGACAAGGACGAGGAAGACGGAAUUUCAAGCGGCGCCCCGACCAAUGGUGUCAACACGCCCGCCAUUGUCCCGGACGCACCCGAUGCACCCAAUGAGGGCCCAGAAGCCCAGAAGGGGGCUGAAGAUGCAGAUGGAGCUGCGCCUGAUAUCACGGCCGAAGAAGAAGAGUGGCUGAAGAAGCUCAAGGCUAGCAACCUGGCAUGGUACCCCUGGCCGAGCACAGAGAAGAUUCGCAAUGGUAUCCUUUACCGCCUCUCCUACUGGCGCGAGAAGGGCAAUGAUCUGGAUGAAUUCAAUAUACCAGCGUACCUGGAAGAGCAAAGAAAGAAGGCUCUUGGCGACGAGGAGAAAUCCGAAGAGGCCCCAGAGCAAGCAACAGAAGAGCAGCCUCACCGAGAAACUGCACGGCCAACGAUGCCGCUCAGUGCCUUUACAGGUCUGGAUGAUAUGGACGAAAUGUGAGCUAGGAUUGAAGUGGAUAAUUGUAACAUGCACCUCACCAUCAGAAACAUGCUAUGUAGGAGGGUCCACCAAAAUGAAUAGAAU
Exserohilum turcica Et28A is the source of this 1153-nucleotide messenger RNA. RefSeq lists its product as uncharacterized. Gene Ontology annotation, cellular component: mediator complex; core mediator complex. Lineage: Eukaryota; Fungi; Ascomycota; Dothideomycetes; Pleosporales; Pleosporaceae. Gene Ontology annotation, biological process: regulation of transcription by RNA polymerase II. The transcript is spliced from 2 exons. The coding region runs from base 209 to 1069 and encodes 286 amino acids. Gene Ontology annotation, molecular function: transcription coregulator activity. The record is from RefSeq and is a predicted model, not a curated record.